Messenger RNA from Prorocentrum cordatum, 1641 nucleotides. The record is from the annotation of a GenBank genome assembly. Lineage: Eukaryota; Dinophyceae; Prorocentrales; Prorocentraceae.
AUGUCUGCCUCUCGCGUCGGUCGGCCGUUGCAGCUGCGGCGGCCGAGGCCUACCAAGCAAGUGGCCACGUCGGCUCAGCAGUCGAUCUUGGACCGCGUCGCGGAACACGUGGACGACCAGUUUCCCGCCCCUCCAGAUGCUGACUUCUCUAACGCGCUUCCGGACCUCCUGAGGCGGAGGCGGACAGGGCCUCCGCCGCGGCCCUACACUGACCCGCGCCUCCGACAGAGCCGCAAGCUGCUGAAGGAGCUGGUCAUAACACUUCACCGCGGUAACCUCGUGGUGUACCGGCGCUCGGUGAAGGCCUUCAUCGGGCUCUUGACGGUGAUCAAGAAGGACGGCUGGUGGCAGCGGCUCAUCGUGGACGCCCGCGUUCCCAACCAUUGGCACAGGCGGCCGCCGCAAUCCUACCUGGCGACCCCCGGCGACGCGUCCGCCCUGGACCUCAGCGACGAGGCCUUGGAACCGGGAGCGGCCUCUUCUCUGGAGUUGUGUGGGGCCGCGGUCGACCUCCAGGACGGUUUCUACCAGCUGUGGUUCAAGGUGAUGAGCGACUGGUUCGGCAUCGAUUGCUGCAUGACCGCGGCGGAGGCAGGCGUCUCCGAGGUGUUUGACGUCGUCGACGGGAAGGGCGCUCGUGUGUCGGUCGCGGCGGAGGAAGCUGCGUGGCCCUGCUUCUGCGGCGUGCCCAUGGGCUUGACGUGGGCCUUGUUCAUCUGCCACUCCGCGCUCACCGACGCGAUGGUGGAGUCGUUCGUCCGCGUGAUGCGCUGCGACCGGGCGCUGGCGGAGGCUCAACUGCUCCGCGACGGGCGGCCUGCGCCUCGGCUGGCCAAAGGUAAGCCCAUCGCCGCGCCGUGCGUAGACAACGGCAACCUGCUCUGCUUCGACCGCGAGGAUGCUGGCAUCUCCUACGAGUCCAUGGUCGCCGCGCUGAGCGAGCGUGGCGUCACCCUGCGGGACAACGUUGAGUGCGACCCGAACCUGGACAUGGUGGGCUUCGAACUCCAGGGCGCUAUGUUCUCCCGGCGACAGCAGCGGUCGCGGUUCUGGCGGCUGCGGCAUGCGCUGCGGCAGCUGAAAUUACGGCCCGGCUGCGCAGGUGAAGUGAUGCACAUAGUAUUGGUUCACCUGGUGAACUUCUUCAUGCUGGCGCGGCUGGCCCUGAGCGUCCUCGCGAAGCUGUGCGUGUUCAGCUCUGAGAACUUUGGCCGCCUCCGUCGGUUCGACAGUCGCGCACGAGGAGAACUGGUCACGUGCCGUCGCCUACUUGUUCUUGUUCGGAGUCGGCUUCGACCUCACCACUACACCACGGCCUUCUGUUCGGACGCCUCGACGGGCGGCUAUGCGAUCCACCUGGGCGACUUCGAGGGGCGCGAGCUGCGCGAUGUCUGCCGGCGGCGAGAGCGCUGGCGCUUCGCCGACGCCGAGGGGGAGGGGCCGGGUCUCGCUGGUGCUCGAUCCGGGCUGGCUGCCGACUUCCGCGUAGGCGCCGACCUGGAGGUGGGGGGCAGCGGCCGGCCUGGCGCGAACGCUGGCGAUCGCCCUACCCGCCGCGCGGCUCGGGUGAGCAACCUGGCGCCCGCCGAGGCGAUGAAGGCGGUCGAGGCGGGGCUGAGGCGCUGCGCGGCGGUCGCCUAG